Cutaneotrichosporon cavernicola is the source of this 1569-nucleotide messenger RNA. RefSeq lists its product as uncharacterized. The record is from RefSeq and is a predicted model, not a curated record. Gene Ontology annotation, cellular component: plasma membrane. The transcript has 2 exons. The coding region runs from base 1 to 1569 and encodes 522 amino acids. NCBI's taxonomy places the organism in Eukaryota, Fungi, Basidiomycota, Tremellomycetes, Trichosporonales, Trichosporonaceae. Gene Ontology annotation, molecular function: transmembrane transporter activity. Gene Ontology annotation, biological process: transmembrane transport.
AUGUCGUCACCACAUACCAAGGAGUAUGACGUUGAGGCAGCCCCAACCUCCCCCCCAUCACCCACACCAACACUCUACCGCUCCCCGUCCACAAUCUAUCGCGAACGCGGCACAGUACCCGUCGAGCUCGUCAACGCUGUCUUAGAGAAGGGCGAUGUGUUCGAAGUCGUCUUCGACGGACCAGAUGACCCCCGAAACGCACAGAACUGGAGCCUGGCCAAAAAGGUUUUCCAAACCGCCCUCAUCACCCUCGCCACGCUGUGGGCGGGUAUCGGCUCGGCGGUCCUCUCCGGCGCCGCACCUUCGAUCAAGGCACAUUUCGGGGUCUCGGCAGUCGUGGCGGACCUUGCGAACGGCCUGUUCGUGCUCGGUUUCGCUCUCGGACCACAGGUGUUUGGUCCCCUCUCAGAGGUACAAGGCCGCAAGUGGCCCCUAACCCUUGGGUUGUUCCUCGGUACCAUGUUCAGCAUCCAGUCCGCCGGCGCUGGAAAUCUCGCCACAUUACUCGUCGGACGCUUCCUGGGCGGCGUGUUCGGCGCUGCACCAUACGCAAUUGGAGGGGGAUGGUUCCACGACGUCUACGACAGCAUACACGUCCAAGCGGGCGUUUCGUUCUUCGCCGCCGCUACAGCUGGAGGUCCCGCUUUGGGACCGAUCAUCGGCGCCGGGCUUGCAAGCACGAGCGAGACAUACGGAUGGCGGUGGGCCGAGUGGUUCAUGGCCGCGUAUGGGCUUCUCGUAACCCUCCUCCUCGCGUUGUUUAUGGACGAGGCGUACUCACCCGUUAUCCUCAGCAAGGAGGCGAAGAGGCUCCGCCGCGAAACCAAGGUAUGGGCAUACCAUUCCGAACUCGAUACCAUCUCCAUCACGCCCCGCGACAUCGUCCUCCGUUACGUCCUCCGCCCGAUGCGCAUGCUCGUCACCGAGCCACUCCUCCUCGUCGUCAGCACCUACAUGAGUUUCGUGUACGCGCUCCUGUACAUGCUUAUGGCGGCUUUGCCCGUCAUCUUCGGCGAGUAUCGCGGAAUGGGCCCCUUCGUGCUCACCACACCCCUCUUUGCCGCGUUUGUGGGUAUCCUCGUCGGCGGUGCAAUUAUCAUCCUCGACAUGGUUCGGUAUAAGCGUCGUCUGGCUGCAACGGGAGCGGAGAGCCUUCCUGAGGAACGUUUCCUCCCCAUGGGUCUUGGGGCAGUCAUGCUUCCCAUCGGCCUAUUAUGGUUCGCAUUCACUGGCCCGGCGCAAGUCGCGUCACCAUGGUCCUCGAUUAUCGCCCUCGGUUUCAGCAUGUGCGGCAUGGUCCUCAUCUUCGAGUGUGGGAUUAUCGUUCUUAUUGACAAUUACCGGUCGUUUGCCAACUCGGCCAUCGCGGCCAACACCCUCACAAGGAGUAUCUUUGGCGGUACUUUCCCCCUGUUUACCGCUGGUAUGGUGCACAACCUCGGAUACCAGGGGACGUGGAGUAUGGCUCUGCUCGCCUUCAUUUCUCUGGCGCUCGCACCGAUCCCGCUCGUGUUCUACCACAUCGGCCCAAGGCUACGAGCGAUGAGCAAAUUCAAUCCUGAUUUGUAG